UACUUUCACUUUGCUCAUGGGAAGUCUAUUUUGGAUUUGAUUAGAUACAACAGUUACCAUUUAGAGUACACAAGUAGUGGAAAUGUAAGUUAUGGUGGGGUGUUUUUGGUAUCCACUCUAUACAUGAAAUGCAAAGCACGUUCACUCUGACCUUUUUGUUUUGGGUUGUUCACUCCACUGUGAGGCUGCUAUGGGGUCGGAGGUCAGAGUGUAUUUAACAGUAGUUGUGUUUUCAGGCUCUUGCCCUCUCCAGUCUCUUGUCUAGUCCACGUGGUCAGAGGAAGGAAGGGAGCAGAGAGGCAGGAAGGAAGGUGUCAGCCAUGCUGGAGGUGGAGCUGCCAGAGCAGGCAGACUGUAAUCUGAGAAGGGCUGAGCCCAGGAGAAGGGGCCCCACACCUCAGGAGAGAGAGUGAGGGAGAAUGUGAGCAUACUCUCUCCAGUCUAUUGGACUCCUUAGCCUACAGGGAGCAGCAGCGACCCUCUGUCGGAUCCAUUGCAUAGACUGUGUAGAGCCCUCUAGAGGGACUGCUCUGUGGUGCUCAGCCAGGACUGUCGAUCUCUUUCACCCUGCUGCCUGCCUGGGAGUUCCCUUUCUCUGCCUGGAGCAGCUGCCUUCUUGACUGACUGGAUCAACCAGAGGAUGCAGGGAGUGUACUUACACCAGGGCUCGACUACGCUUUCAGAAGUAGAAAAACACUGCCAGUGUUUCCUUAGCUUCCUCUUCAACUUUCUCCCUUUCUUUCCCUCUCUCCCUGGCUGGGCUGCCUGCCUGCUGCCAAAGCUGACUGCUGCCCAAGCUGCGUGCUAGGCUCUGGGAGCUGGAUAUACUUGUGUAACAUUCCUGAAUUACAGCAACGUGUUUUUUGGUCUCUGGUCCCCCCACCCACCCUCGGGUCCUCCACCCUUUCUUGGCCUUUUCCUGGGCUGCACUUUAAAGAGGAUUUUUGGAUUCUAGCCUCCUGCUCUCUCUGCUGUGGUGGUGAAAGAAGAGCCUGCAUCAAUGUGUCUUUCUGUGUGUUCGCUCUCUGGCUCUGUAUGAGGCUUCCAUCCCUCCAAGGUGUCUGUCCCUGGACUCUCAGGCUCUGAUUGAAGUAGUACAUCUGUGUUUUCAGAUGGGGGUUUAGGCAGAGACCCAAAGGGGGGGAGGGGGGUGGGGGGGCGGAAAGGAGCGGCCCUCUGUUAUGGGCUGUUUUGUUUCUAUGGAAAAACCGCAAUGAAGAGUUCCCUCACUCUCCCUAUGUCGGGCAGAGUUAAUGUGCAGCCUGUGAACUCAUGGAAGGGGGUGCUCAAGCUCUUCACAUGCAUAGCCACUAGAACAGCCAACAACCCCAAAGAGGUCCCCACAUUUCAAGAGAAGAAGAAAGCCUUAUUUGGGAAUCUUAUGGACGAAGAAAUGAGUCGCCAGACCGCCACAGCGCUGCCAACAGGAACCUCCAAGUGCGCCCCCUCCCAGCGCAUCCCCACCCUGUCCGGCACUACAGCCUCUAACAGCGACCUAGCCAGCCUGUUUGAGUGCCCUGUCUGCUUCGACUAUGUGCUGCCCCCCAUCCUGCAGUGCCAGAGCGGCCACCUGGUCUGCAGCAACUGCCGGCCCAAGCUCACCUGCUGCCCCACCUGCCGGGGCCCGCUGGGCUCCAUCCGGAACCUGGCCAUGGAGAAGGUGGCCAACUCUGUGCUCUUCCCCUGCAAGUAUGCGUCGUCGGGCUGCGAGGUAACACUGCCCCACACUGACAAGGCGGAGCACGAGGAGCUGUGUGAGUUCCGGCCGUACUCCUGCCCCUGCCCAGGGGCCUCCUGUAAGUGGCAGGGCUCGUUGGACGCGGUAAUGCCCCACCUCAUGCACCAGCACAAAUCCAUCACCACGCUGCAGGGCGAGGACAUCGUGUUCCUGGCUACAGACAUUAACCUGCCUGGGGCAGUGGACUGGGUCAUGAUGCAGUCCUGCUUUGGUUUCCACUUCAUGCUGGUCCUGGAGAAGCAGGAGAAGUACGACGGUCACCAGCAGUUCUUUGCCAUUGUGCAGCUAAUCGGCACGCGGAAGCAGGCAGAGAACUUUGCCUACCGCCUGGAGCUCAACGGGCACCGGCGACGGCUCACCUGGGAGGCCACGCCCCGCUCCAUCCACGAGGGCAUUGCCACGGCCAUUAUGAACAGCGACUGCCUGGUGUUUGACACCUCCAUCGCGCAGCUGUUUGCUGAGAACGGGAACCUGGGCAUCAAUGUCACCAUAUCCAUGUGCUGAGGACUGUCAGGUGGACAGCCAUUAACACACACACACACACACACACAUACAGGCACACACAUAUAUAUAUAUAUAUACACACACACACACACACACACACACUCAGACACACACACUCAGACACUACAGGAAACCUGGGUUUGGAGAGGAGCAGGGUGUAAGUGUUGUCCCAAGGAACCUGUUGCCAUUGUAAAUUGUGGUUUCGAACUUUCACAGAUUGGUAAGAGCUUGAUGCAAACAAUGGAACUCUAUCCCUGGGAUUACAUUUUAGGCUUCAAUACAAUAUUUGUUCAAUAAUUAAAGGUAAGUUUUUCUGAGAAUAAUCCACCAAUGCCCUUCAACCCAGAGCACACCUAUGGAGUGAACACUUCAACAGGUGGGGCUCAGUUUGUGGUCCAUCUUUGCAGAGGGAAGCUGGUAGAAGGGUUACAGAUGGUGAGAGACUGGGAGUGGGUGGACUCAAUUUGAGGGAGGGUGAGGCAUCAAAAACAAUGGCAAAUGUUUUUAUUUUUUAUAUAUUGCAUUUCAGUUGAGUCGAAGUGAAAUUAACUAUUAAUGUUUUAGUUUUUAGUUCUGUCCUUUUUUCCCCUCCUUGGAUGAGAAGGUCCUAGUACUGUGUGCACGGACAUUGGCUGAAAAGCUAGUUUGGUCUCUCUGGAGUCCAACGGUUUCAGCCUAAACCACUGAAUAUCUGACCAGGGGUGUAUUCAUUACGCCAAUUCUGUUGCAAAGCGUUUUACAACCAAAACAAGAGUUUCUAUUGGACAAAUUCAGGUAGGUCCCUCAGUUUCAUUCUGUUUGGUUUUUAAACGGUAAAUGUUUUUCCGUUGCAAGACGUAAUGAAUACACCCCAGGAAUGAGGACAGUUUCUACAGUUAUAAUUAAAUGGAGAUUGUUAUCAUUUUUGUAAUGACUUUUAAUGAAUGAAAAAUGCUGUUCCCUUGUGGCUAAUCUUCAGUGUUUGUAGAUCAAUUGUGUCGUUCUUUCGAAAACUUCAAUGUAUUUUAUUUUGUAAGUUAGUUUUCUCUUGUCGUUUGUCCGUCUUCGUCUAAAUUCUGUUUGUGAGUGGGCGUAGCAAUGCCAAACAUCUCUGUGGAUACAUAGUACUGUUGCUGGUCCCCAUCUCUUAAUUGUCUUUUGUUUUAUUUUGUCAUUAAAUAAAUCUCUUUUUCAUACCUUG
Salmo salar (Atlantic salmon) is the source of this 3422-nucleotide messenger RNA. RefSeq names its product E3 ubiquitin-protein ligase Siah1. Gene Ontology annotation, molecular function: ubiquitin protein ligase activity; zinc ion binding; ubiquitin conjugating enzyme binding. Gene Ontology annotation, biological process: multicellular organism development; proteasome-mediated ubiquitin-dependent protein catabolic process. Gene Ontology annotation, cellular component: cytoplasm. The record is from RefSeq and is a predicted model, not a curated record. Lineage: Eukaryota; Metazoa; Chordata; Actinopteri; Salmoniformes; Salmonidae.